AUGGUAAAUUAAGCCUAAAUUCAGAGGAAUCCCCAAUUAAAGUAUAAAGUAUAUAUUUAUUUAUUUAACUCAUAUAAAUGAGAUAGGAGGAAUAUUUAUAAACUGGAAAGUCUUUUACCAUCUGGAUCAGAUGAAAUGAGAAUUAUGUAUCAUAUUUAGUUUAGGUUGCAUUUAAAAAAGUGGCAAAAAGGAUUAUAAUAAAUCUCAUUAUACGUUCAUCUAGAAAUGCUGCUCUUGGUUGUAUAGAAUGCUUAAAAAUAAUUAAAUAAGAAUAAUAAAUUUAUUAGACAACUAACAAAUUGCUUUAGGAUGAUAGAUAAUCAUGUGUUAUUAAGGAUUAAUAACUAUAAUCUAAAAUAAAACCAUAUGAAUUAUUUAGAUAACUUAUUAAAUUCAAUAAAUAUUUAAAUGAAAUACAUGAUUUUAAUAAUUUACCAAAUGUUAAAGUUAUAAAUUCUUAAUUAAAUAAAUAAGAUAUUAAACUUGAAGUAUUUAAAUAUGUUGAAGUUAAUGGUGACUAUAUAGAUAUAUAUAAUAAUAUUGAUUUAUUUGGAGGUUAUGCAACUAUAAGAUUUGAAAUUAAUUAAUGGUAAGUUUUAAAACAAACUAAACUUGAUUAUGUAUAUGUUGCACUUAAUGAGGUGCAUUCUAUUUAAAAAAUAUAGUCAAAAAUUAAAUUAAAAUUAUUGGAGUUAUGUUAUAUGGCUCAACUAAAAGAGAAUCAACAAUCUGUUUUAAAAUCAUAGAAGGAAUUAUUGGUGAAUUUUUUUUAGUUUCCACUGAAGAUUUUGAAAAAUCUAAAUGUGAAUUAGCAAAAGCGGAUGAAAUUGCAGAAUUCAUUUCAGCCAUAGUUUAUGCUGGCUGUAAAAAAUACUAAGUAUACAAAUAGUCUUUCAUUCUCUUAGGAAGCAAUGUUACUGUUAAUGAUUUAUCUAAACUUAUAUCUAAAUAUCAAUUAUGA
This is a messenger RNA of Paramecium sonneborni, 961 nucleotides long. The record is from the annotation of a GenBank genome assembly. Lineage: Eukaryota; Ciliophora; Oligohymenophorea; Peniculida; Parameciidae.